Miscanthus lutarioriparius is the source of this 2961-nucleotide messenger RNA. The record is from the annotation of a GenBank genome assembly. NCBI's taxonomy places the organism in Eukaryota, Viridiplantae, Streptophyta, Magnoliopsida, Poales, Poaceae.
AUGGCGUCGAACACAGGAGCGUCAGGAUGGUUCAGGGGUAAGGUGAAGGCUGUGACAUCUGGGGAUUGUCUACUAAUCAUUGGGAGCUCAAAGGCUGAGAUCCCACCUGAGAAAUCCAUCACCCUGUCCUACCUUAUGGCCCCAAGGCUGGCUCGCCGUGGUGGAGUUGAUGAGCCCUUUGCAUGGGAAAGCAGAGAGUUUCUGAGAAAACUUUGUAUAGGGAAGGAGGUCACAUUCAGAGUGGAUUAUACAGCCCCUAAUAUUGGACGAGAAUUUGGAACUGUUUAUCUAGGCGACAAGAAUGUUGCAUACUCAGUAGUUUCUUCUGGAUGGGCAAGGGUAAAGGAGCAAGGCCCCAAGGGGGGCGAACAAAACCCUUACCUUGCAGAGCUGUUGAGGUUGGAGGAAGUUGCCAAACAACAGGGUGUUGGUCGUUGGAGCAAGGAACCUGGUGCUGCUGAAGAGUCAAUAAGAGAUCUUCCACCAUCUGCAAUUGGUGAAGCAAGUGGUUUUGAUGCGAAGGGUUUUGCGGUUGCAAAUAAAGGCAAGAGUUUGGAGGCCAUUGUUGAACAAGUUCGCGAUGGCAGUACUGUUCGUGUGUAUUUACUCCCUAGUUUCCAGUUUGUGCAGAUAUAUGUUGCUGGAGUACAGGCUCCAUCAAUGGGGAGACGCCCAUCGGCACCUACUGUAAUUGCUGAAACUGAUGAUACUGCUAAUGGCGUGAACGGUGAAGAUUCUGAGGGAACACCUGCGCAACUGACUACAGCACAAAGACUUGUUGCUUCUGCAGCUUCUGCUGAAAUUCCACCAGAUAGGUAUGGAAGAGAAGCCAAGCACUUCACAGAGACUAGAGUUCUCAACAGAGAUGUGCGUAUUGUGGUGGAAGGCACAGACAGCUUUAGUAAUAUAAUUGGUUCUGUGUAUUACCCUGAUGGAGAGACUGCAAAGGACUUGGCCCUUGAGCUUGUCGAAAAUGGGCUUGCAAAGUAUGUUGAGUGGAGUGCUAAUAUGCUUGAUGUUGAAGUAAAAAUAAAGCUGAAGAACGCAGAACUUCAGGCUAAAAAGGAUCAAUUGAGAAUCUGGACAGGGUUUAAGCCACCGGUGACAAACUCGAAGCCCAUUCAUGACCAGAAAUUUACUGGAAAAGUCGUAGAGGUUGUAAGUGGGGAUUGUAUUAUUGUGGCUGAUGAUGCUACUCCAUAUGGCAGUCCUUCAGCUGAACGUCGGGUUAAUCUGUCAAGCAUUAGGGCUCCUAAGUUGGGCAAUGCUCGUACAGAUGUGAAGCCUGAACCUUUUGGUCGUGAAUCUAAGGAGUUCUUGCGCACGAGGUUGAUUGGCAAGCAAGUGGCUGUUGAAAUGGAAUAUUCUCGAAGGAUCAGCACUGUGGAUGGACAGAGUGCUGCUCCAACAGCAAACAUGGCUGAUACGAGAGUUCUAGAUUAUGGUUCAGUUUUUCUGGGUUCACCAUCACAUACUGAUGGAGAUGACAUAUCUUCUGCUCCGAGCUCUGCCAGCCAGCCUGGAGUUAAUGUUGCUGAGCUUUUGCUCUCACGAGGCUUUGCUAAAACAUCUAAACACAGGGAUUAUGAGGAAAGGUCACACUAUUAUGAUGCUUUGUUAGCAGCUGAAUCACGGGCUGAGAAAGCAAAGAAAGGAGUGCAUUCUCUAAAAGAAUCUCCUGUGAUGCAUAUAACAGAUUUAACAACUGUAUCUGCAAAGAAGGCCAAAGAUUUCCUUCCAUUCUUGCAGCGGAACAGAAGGCAUUCGGCCAUCGUUGAAUAUGUUUUUAGUGGCCAUCGGUUCAAACUAACAAUUCCUAAGGAGACUUGCAGUAUUGCCUUCUCAUUAUCUGGUGUUCGGUGUCCUGGUAAAGGCGAGCCAUACUCAGAUGAAGCUAUUGCUUUGAUGAGGAGAAGGAUACUACAACGUGAUGUGGAGAUAGAGGUUGAAGCAGUUGAUAGGACAGGAACAUUCAUAGGUUCGUUGUGGGAGUCCAAGACCAACAUGGGCUCUGUACUUCUGGAAGCUGGGCUCGCCAAGCUGAGUUCAUUUGGCUUGGAUAGGAUCACAGAUGCUUAUGUCCUAACAAGAGCUGAACAGUCUGCAAAGCAACAAAAGAUUAAGAUAUGGGAGAACUAUGUCGAGGGUGAAAAUGCUUCCAAUGGAUCCACACCUGAAUCUAAACAAAAGGAAAUUCUCAAGGUUGUCGUCACGGAAGUUCUUGGUGGUGGGAAGUUUUAUGUUCAGACAGUGGGUGACCAGAGGGUGGCUUCAAUUCAACAGCAGCUUGCAUCUUUGAAACUUAAAGAUGCGCCAGUCAUUGGUGCUUUUAAUCCUGUGAAGGGAGAGAUAGUCCUCGCACAAUUUAGCCUUGACAACUCCUGGAACAGAGCUAUGAUUGUUAAUGGACCUCGUUCUGUAGAAUCUCCGAACGACAAGUUUGAAGUAUUCUAUAUUGACUAUGGCAACCAAGAGGUGGUUCCCUACAGUCGUCUACGACCUGUUGACCCAUCUGUUUCCUCGUCUCCUGCUCUUGCUCAGCUAUGCAGCCUUGCUUUCAUAAAAGUGCCCAGUGUUGAUGAUGACUUUGGUCAGGAAGCAGCAGAGUAUCUAAGCGAAUGUUUGCUCAGUAGCUCAAAGCAAUUUCGGGCAAUGAUCGAAGAACGUGAUGCAUCUGGGGGCAAAUCAAAAGGACAAGGAACUGGAAAUGUUCUCAUUGUUACUCUUGUUGAUGCCGAGACAGAAAGUAGCAUAAAUGCUACCAUGCUUGAGGAAGGGCUUGCCCGGCUUGAAAGAAGCAAGAGAUGGGACACUAGGGAGAGGAAGACAGCUCUCCAGAACCUGGAACAGUUCCAGGAGAAGGCAAAGAAGGAAAGGCUGCGGAUCUGGCAGUACGGGGAUGUUGAAUCGGACGAGGACGAGCAGGCCCCAGCUGCAAGGAAGCCUGGAGGUCGUCGGUAG